Cercospora beticola is the source of this 3407-nucleotide messenger RNA. RefSeq names its product phosphatidylinositol-3,5-bisphosphate 5-phosphatase (gene FIG4). Gene Ontology annotation, cellular component: intracellular membrane-bounded organelle. NCBI's taxonomy places the organism in Eukaryota, Fungi, Ascomycota, Dothideomycetes, Mycosphaerellales, Mycosphaerellaceae. Gene Ontology annotation, molecular function: phosphatidylinositol-3,5-bisphosphate 5-phosphatase activity. Gene Ontology annotation, biological process: phosphatidylinositol dephosphorylation. The record is from RefSeq and is a predicted model, not a curated record.
UACGUCUCACCAGAUGACAUCGACAGAUGACACAAGCGAAGCUCUGCACAUCUGCAUAUGAGCGCAUUGCAUAACGUGUAGCUUGGUCCAACCAGCUGAGAGAUGAGGUCUCACGGCAGCUGCAGCUUCCUUCCUGCCGCAUCAUUGUGCAUUCCAGCAGGUGAUCAGGCAGUCACCAGGGGCGAUGGACCAAGGUCCGGUCGAUGCAGGUCCAAACGUGAACAGCGAAUAUGGCGAUGAUGCCCGCCGCGCCUACUCACCCGAAAAUGAUCGAGCGGCACCGCGUGCCAAAGGUGGAUUUCGAAGUGCUUCCAUGAGGCGGCAGGCAAGCCAGGCAACUUCACUAGACGGCCAGAGCAAGACUUCGGAAACGGCAGCUGCAGAUGCUCAACAACAGCUCGACGAUGGCACCUUCCAGUUAGCCGCAGACCAUCCCACUUAUGUGCGAGUCGGCGCCACUGCUGAAGAAAUCGCCACCCAAACCGCGCCCGAUGCUGACGAGCACCUGAGAGAUCCCAGCGACACCGAACAGAUCACCGACGAGGCCUCGAGACCUCACAGGAUGCAUAAGUUCAUCUUGUACGAGACAAACGCGCGCUACUGGAUCACUGGCGCCGACAUCACCGACAAGUAUUUUCGUCUCUUGCGCAUAGACCGCAACAGCCCGCCUGGCCAGAUCGCGCUGUUCGAAGAUGAGACUGUCUACGAUCGUCGACAAAUGAACGAUGUGCUCAAUACUAUCGACCAAGGCAAUCGGUCUACGGGCGGCCUGAAGAUGCGCUUCAGCUUUUGGGGCAUGCUGGGCUUCAUACGCUUCACCGAAGCUUACUACAUGCAACUCAUUACUAAGCGCAAGCAAGUUGCAAUGAUAGGAGGUCACUAUGUGUAUCAAGUGGAGGGAACCGACCUCAUCCCUCUAACUACAGGGUCGAGCAGCAAUUUCCUGCGCGACCGCAACCCAGAGGAGUCGCGAUUCCUGAGCAUUCUGAAUAACCUGGAUCUCACCAAGUCAUUCUACUUCAGCUACUCAUAUGAUAUCACACACUCCCUGCAGCGCAAUAUCAUCCGCCAGCGACAGGCGAUGAAUGAUGGUAUCGCGGUCGCGGCGCAUGAGUAUAAUGGCAUGUUCGUUUGGAAUUCCCACCUACUGAAGCCUGCAGUAAAUGCGCUGACACAUCCCUACGACUGGUGCUUGCCAAUCAUACACGGCUUUUUGGCACAAGCUGCUUUGGAUGUAUUCGGCCGGACUGUGUAUAUCACAAUCAUUGGCAGAAGGUCACGCUUCUAUGCGGGAGCUCGAUUUCUCAAGCGUGGAGUGAAUGACUUGGGAUACGUCGCAAACGAUGUCGAGACCGAACAGAUUGUAGCAGAAAAGAUCACCACUUCAUUCCAUGCUCCUGGUACCCGGCUUUUUGCUAAUCCGACAUACACCUCCUACGUUCACCACCGAGGCAGCGUGCCGCUGUACUGGAAUCAGGACAACAGCGGCGUCACGCCUAAACCUGGAAUCGACAUCAAUCUGCACGAUCCGUACUAUCAGCCAGCAGCUUUGCACUUUGACGAUCUUUUCGCGCGCUACGGAAGUCCAAUCUACUGCUUGAAUUUGGUCAAGUCCCGAGAGAAGACGCCACGUGAAUCGAAGUUGCUGACGGCGUACGAGCACUGCCUUGAGUACCUCAAUUCCUGCCUACCGGACGACAAGAAGAUUUUGUACAAAGCCUACGAUAUGGCGCGCGCCUCCAAGGGCCGCAAUGGUGAUGUGAUAGGUGGGCUCGAGAAAAUCGCACGUGAAGUGUUUGAGAAAACCGGCUUCUUUCACAACGGUGAAGAGGGGCGUUGGGAGCCCCAAGCACAGAAUGGGAUUGCCAGGACAAACUGUGUCGACUGCCUUGACCGCACCAAUGCGGCUCAAUUUGUCAUUGGCAAGCACGCGUUCGCGCAACAGCUGAAGUGUCUCGGGAUAAUCAGUGCAGAUGAGGUGGACUACGAUACAGAUGCCGUCAAUCUAUUCACGGCGAUGUUCCACGACCAUGGAGAUAAUAUCGCCAUGCAAUAUGGAGGUUCACAUCUCGUGAAUACGAUGUCGACGUAUCGCAAGAUGGGCCACUGGCAAAGUUCGAGUCGAGACAUGGUCGAGAGCUUCAAGCGAUAUUACCACAACUCGUUUCUAGACGGGCAACGCCAGGAAGCAUACAACUUGUAUCUGGGGAACUACAUCUGGGCACAAGGACAGCCAAUGUUGUGGGACCUGAGCACCGAUUAUUACCUUCACCACAGCGAUCCGAAGGCCUGGCUGGAGCGCGAGAGACGAAGUUACAUCAAAUGGUAUACACCUGAAUACCUAGAGCCACGUGCUGUACCUCCCAGGCUGCCGAACAAAAGACUCACGAAGGAGCUGCAAAGGACCGGAAUCGCAGCUUUUGAUGACUACUGGCGAGAGUGCUAUCGCCCGACAGCACUCUCGUCACUCGAGAAGGUCUACUCGUACAGGAUGGUAUGCACCAAUAAGACUCUGCUCCCAGAACGUUCAUCCGGCGAUGUCAAGUUCGAUUUCAGUCCCUUUGUGCGCCGCACGGAUCCUCAAAAACACCAUAAUGACUCUCCCGAGAAGCAAAAGCCUCGCAAAGGCGUGAAAAUCGUUGAUCCUCACGACACAAUUCCAGAGGAACCCGACAAUGUCCCUACAUCCCGUCCACAGACCGCAACUUCCUUCGACAACAAUGAUCUCCCCGCCGGCAUCCUCCGCGAACCCACAGUGUACAAACUACGCAGUGGCGACAACAACUAUGCUACGAAUCCCAUAAACAGCUCCGCACAAAUGUCAAAUGCCGCAAUCAUGAACUCUUCGACCACAACUGGCACCGGCACAUACAAGUCCUCGACAUCAUUCCAGCCGGCUGAUAAAGCGCAAAUGCACCUCUGGACUCUCAACCAAUUCCAUACGCAGUCGCUUAAUCCUCACGUCUCGGACGAUGAGGAACAGGAAUAUACAAGAUACAUCUCUCAUCCUACAAACAUACCUCUGGUUGUCAGUACCGAGCUGCCCGCAUCGGAUGCCAAUCUGGAUUACUUGGAAUAUGUUCAGAAGGCAGGCGGGAGUUUGUUUGGCGUGGAGCAGACGGGUGAUGAGGAGGAUGGCAUGGAAAGUUUGGCGAUCGGAGGAGAUGACGAUGUGCCGGGUGAAGGGGUCACUGAGGAGGACUUGCAGAGCUUUUGGGAAUAUCUGGAGAGGAAAGAGGAUCCUCUAACAGUGAGCGAGGAGGAUGGGGCGAAGAAGAGAUACAAGGCGUACAGGCAGUGGUUGAAGGGGAAAAGUUUAUUCAAGCAGAGUAAGGUUGAUCCGGAGUGGAGGGAGGGUGGAGUGGAGCGGUAGAAGAAGGGCGAGGAGGCAUUCCAGUCGAAGCAGA